This is a messenger RNA of Musca vetustissima, 612 nucleotides long. RefSeq lists its product as uncharacterized. NCBI's taxonomy places the organism in Eukaryota, Metazoa, Arthropoda, Insecta, Diptera, Muscidae. The transcript is spliced from 2 exons. The record is from RefSeq and is a predicted model, not a curated record. Bases 1 to 612 code for a protein of 203 amino acids.
AUGAAAUUCGCAGUUUUCGCUUUGGUUGCCGCCUUGUGCUUGGUCACCAUUAACGCCAAUGCCGUUGGCUUUACUGAUGAUCUCCCCACCGAGUUCGUCCCCAGUGAGUUUGCCGAUGAUGAGUUCGUUGACAUCGAGCAGUACCACAUUUUCAGCUCUUUCUGGUGGAUUGCCAAGGCCGCUUUGAAAACGUUGAAGGGUGUCAACUGCUCCAUCAAACAGGUGAUUAUGAUUCGUGACGCUGCCGUUAACUUCUUGCCCAGUCUUCAAAAUUGCGGUACUGAUGCCGUCAAUGCUUAUGCCAAUGUCAUUACCGCUACCCAAAAUGUUAUCGAUACCUGCAAUGCCAUUAUCCAAACCAACGAACAAGUUUGCAACAAUGAUGAAUCGACCAAUGUCUCAACAUCUACCCCCAAGACCUGUUUCUCGACAUUGUUGAAACAAUUCUACACAUUGAACAAACAACUUAAGGCCGUUAAUACUGCCAUCAAGAAGGUUCCCUCCAUUCCUUCGGAUGCUGCCGAUUGUGCCAAUCAAGCUGUCAACGAUUUGACCUCUCCCAUGACCAAUUUUGCUUCCUCUAUUAAGGCUUGCUCUAAGUUGACCAGCUAA